CUGAGCCUCUCUCAUGUGUAAACAGCAUUGCCGAGCGCUGACACAACGCAGGCGGCCGCGCAGCCCGGCACCCUCUGGGCACGGCCGGGGGCUGCGUGCUGCCCCACACUGCCCUGGGGAGCACACAACCAGGGUGGGGUCCUGAGUUGUGGGGUUCCAGGCACUGCAAUAACGUGGGCGCAGAUGGCUGCAGAGCCACCAGGCCCCCACCAGGUGACAGAGGUGACACUGCUCAUUGACUGGGAGAUGCCGCAGCCCCGAAGCACUGUGCUGGUGAAUGCCCCCGGGGAUGUCAGCAUGUUUCCUGCGACAGCUCUGGGUUGUGGGGGCCAAAAGGAGGGGAGGCACAAUAGGAGGAGGUGGGGAUAAUGACUUUCUGGGUUUUCUUGAGGCCCUGCUCCUGGACUGAGAAAAGGAAGUGGAAAUUUCCCACUGCCCUACAAAGCAUGAGGGCCUUCCAGCCUGCAGAUGGGGGAUGUAGAGCAAGCAGGGGGCAUUCCUCCAGCGGCCAUCCCAGACCUGGGGCAGCAGACUUCAAAGUUUAAAAGACGCCCCUCAAGGAGCAGGGAACAGCACCAGCCACCUCUACUGUCAGCAAAGCCAGUGGGGUUUGGGAGGGGAUAGAGGGAGGGGUGGAGGAGGGAUGGAGGAAGGGCAUUGCGCUGCGGUUGGGUGGAGGACAGCACCACCGUGCGGUGCAACACCCUCCUGGCUUCAGGGACAGGGACUACAUCCCCCUCCCCCUGCCCUGUCCCUCCUUUACAGCUGCCCGCAGCCCCCAGCCCCGGCGUCAGCACCUCCCGUGCCUCAGUUUACUCCACUGCAGCACCCCCAGGCUCGGCCUCUGGAUGCACCACGGCACUGGGGCAGCAUCCCCAGAGCACACCCAGGGCACCCUCAGCCUGCAGCUCCGGGCACAGACCCAGGCACAAUCGGCUGGGGGCUGGGGACAGCAGCAGGGAAGGGUCUGGGGACAAAUAGCCAGGGUGCAAGCCACAGUGGUGCCAUUGCCUCGCUGAUGGUGUGAGCCACGGGGGCUCUUGGGGACAGCAGAGCUGCUGGUGGCACACGCAUCACUGGGGACCUUCAGUCGUCUCCGCAGAAGCCCCAAUCUGCCAACCCACACACUGUGCCACCAGCAGAGCACACAGCUCACCGUCCUGCCAGCACCUGCUCCAGCAGUGAGCCCCCAGCCACAGGAAGGGCUGUCACCAUGCUGUCACCUUGCUGCCACGGCCAGCAGAACCCCAGACCCUUCUCUGAGACAGGCUCUGCCCACGAACCCCUCUGCGCUCUCCGCUCCAGGAGGGACAGCCAGGGUUGCUGCAGCCAGCACCUGGGGAGGAGGCGGUGGCCGAGUCCCAGACCACGCUGGCCCUGGCCCUGAGCUUCUGGCACCUCGGGGACGUGCCGGACACACCUCCGGGGAAGCGCCGCGGGGCUGGGGCUUUCCCUAUUUAGCUGUGGGGCACGGCUGUGCCAGCUGCACUGCGGGCAGGAGUCCGGCCCUCCGCCGCGAUGGAGCGGGCUCCCAACCUGGUAGGUAGCGUGCCGCGGCGCGGGGCUGCCUGCUCGCUUCCCUUCUUUAAUGCCAUUACGUACACGCGUGUUUGCGGGUGGCUACCUGGCUCUGUUUGCUUUGGAGAUGCUCGCCCUGGCCCUGCCGGGCCCAUCGCUCCCGCACGUGGCACAAAGGGGACAAAGCGGGGAGCGAACCUGCGGUGGUGGCCGGAGGGAAGCGUGGCACAGCCCAGGAGGAAAGCGCAGCACUCUGCCCGGACCCCGCAUGCACGCAGGACGGUGUCACAGCGGGACCAGGGGCAGGGCGUGGGGCUGCCUCGGCUGGCUGCAGCCACAUGGAGAGCAGUACUACAGAAAGCAACUUUGUUCGGCACUGGGCAGCAUGCCGGCUGCCGGCACACGGAGCUCGGCCCUGCGAGGCCGGAGGGAGAAGGAGAGGAAAAGGCACCUUUCUUUCUCUGUCCUCAGAGCACAGAGGGAGAGGAGGGUUUGGAUAAAGAUCUCAUUCUUGCAUGGCUCAUCUCUAAGGCUCCUUGUAAACGCAAGGAGCACCAGGUACACCCUGAGCUGGGUGUGUGCGCCCGCUCCCGGCACGCUGCCACCUGGGGAUGCUCAGGACAGGCACGGGGCCCUUUGGGCUCAGCUCCCUGCACAAGGGGAUCUGCAGCCAAGAGCAUCUCCUGGGGCUCAGGCUAUGGGCUCACCACGACCAUGUGCCCACCACCCCAGUGUGCACGGUGCCACCCCAGUGCCAGGAAAUUGAGCAAAGUGCCCAUCCCCUACCUAGGGAUGCAUCCUUUUGCACAAGCUCUGCAGCCCAGGGCAGCCACGCACUGCACUCCUUUCUCCUCAGCUUCUCCUCUGCAUCUUCACCUUCGCCAUGGUUCUGGUGCCAGAAGCCAAGGAUGAAAGCAGAGCAGCCAAGGGGAGGAGAAGGGGCCCUUCACGGCUCCCCACGGCUGCUCCUGCCCCGGCCUGGGCCCCGGAUGACCCCUACACUCCAAUGGAGGACUACGAGCGCAGCAUCCAGGACAUGGUGCACCAGCUGAGGAAUGGCUCCGAGCCAGGCGACACCAAGUGCCAGGUCAACCUGCGGCUCUGGAGGUCCAACCGCAGGAGCCUGUCCCCCUGGGCCUACAGCAUCAACCACGACGCCACGCGGAUCCCGGCAGACAUCCCCGAGGCCCGGUGCCUCUGCACCGGCUGCAUCAACCCCUUCACCAUGCAGGAGGACCGCACCAUGGCCAGCAUCCCCAUCUACAGCCGGCUGCCCGUCCGCAGGCUGCUCUGCCAGGCACCAGGCGAGGUGGGGCACAAGGCCUCUGGGAGGAAGAAGUGCCACAAGAAGUAUCAGACAGUCAUGGAGACCAUCGCCGUGGGCUGCACUUGCAUCUUCUGAGGCUGCAGAAUGAAGCCCCCAAAGUCAUCUACGGGCAGCUAAGCAGCUUGCUCUUGCUUACCAAGCAUUGCCAGGCUCAGCAUUGGGGCAAGGAGUCCCUCCAAGGGCUCCCAAAAUCCCCCUGCAGACUCCACCAGCCUCAGCCCAGGCUGGUGACACCCAGUGCUGGGGCAGCUCCACAAGCAGCCCAGCAUGCCAUCCUGCCUCUGGCCUCGCCAAGAGCUCUUGAACUCCCAGAGAAAGGCCAAGGAGGAGGGAGGGGAAAGGUUUUCACCCAUCACCCUCAGCCCCAUGUGCAAACUGCAGCCCUGGGCCCGGCACAGCGGCAUGGGGCGGGGGGCAGCUGAUCUCCUGGGGAAGCUGAGGCAGCUUUUGAGGUCCUAAACAAUAAAGUGCAUUGCUGGCCUCCGUCUGACCCACUCCAUGCCUCGGCCCGUGGUGCUGCCUGGGCUGGAGGGGCCGUGCAAAGCAGGGAGGAGCAGCAGGAACAGGGCCCCGCUCCUGCCCAGCCAGCAUCUAUCUG
Molecule: messenger RNA, 3443 nt
Organism: Numida meleagris (helmeted guineafowl)
Lineage: Eukaryota; Metazoa; Chordata; Aves; Galliformes; Numididae
Gene: IL17B
Product: interleukin 17B
Exons: 2
Coding region: 2402-2920 (172 amino acids)
Biological process (GO): inflammatory response
Cellular component (GO): extracellular region
Molecular function (GO): cytokine activity
Source: RefSeq, a predicted model, not a curated record